This is a messenger RNA of Parus major (Great Tit), 1558 nucleotides long. RefSeq names its product hemoglobin subunit epsilon. Gene Ontology annotation, molecular function: heme binding; oxygen carrier activity; organic acid binding. The record is from RefSeq and is a predicted model, not a curated record. Gene Ontology annotation, biological process: oxygen transport; hydrogen peroxide catabolic process. Gene Ontology annotation, cellular component: blood microparticle; hemoglobin complex; haptoglobin-hemoglobin complex. The transcript is spliced from 3 exons. Bases 886 to 1503 code for a protein of 205 amino acids. NCBI's taxonomy places the organism in Eukaryota, Metazoa, Chordata, Aves, Passeriformes, Paridae.
UCUGCCCCUGGCAGCCAUUCCCUGGCUCCUAUUUCUGCCUCCCCAUGUAAAAAGUUCCUCUCCAGCCUUCUCAGAUCAAUGGUCCAGUAUCAGUCUGUAACUGGAAGAUUUCAGAGGUCUGGAUGAGGUUUCUUAAACUGCCCACAGACAGACCCAAAGCCACAGAUCCAAAGAAUCGUGGAAUGGUUUGGGUUGGAUAAUCACCAGUUCCAGCUCCCUGCUGUGGGCAGGGACACAUUCUACCAGACCAGGUUGCUCCAUCCAGCCUGUUCUGGAUGCCUGACACCUCAAGCAUCCCGGCUUUGCCUCUCUGAGCAUGGGAGCACAGCUUCCCUGGAGGCCUGGAAGGCAGGAGAGCAGCUGUGCAGGUGACAGCCAGAGUCCAGGUGUGCCUGUAGCCACACCUGGGCCCGGGGGAUGUUUCUGUGACACGGCAGGGUCCUGCUGUCCUUGUGCACAGCUUUUAAUUCCCAGCAGGGAGAGAUCACUGAAGGGCUCCCACGGCCAGAGCAGAGGAGCCUGCUCACAGCUGCAGCCCACCCUGGCAGCCCACACAGGCGUUCCUGGAACCCUGGAGCUGAGGAGGUGACCUCUGCUUCACUGCCACCAUCCCUGCAAGCGUCCCAGGCCCGGCUGGACUGGGCUUGGAGCAACCUGGGAUAGUGGAGGGUGCCUAUGGCACAUGGAACAAGAUGAGCUUUAAAGUCCUUUCCAGCCCAGACUACCCCAUGACUGUAAAGCCGUUCUCUGAGGGGUCUGUGCCUGUGGCAGGGAUGGGUGGGAUGUCCAUGCCUGUGGUGAACAGGCAGCCAGGGCCCAAGGAGAGGGAGAUAAGAGGUCCUGUGUCCUGGGCUGGCCUGUUAAGGGCUCACAGGGCUUUCCUCGAUGACACAGCUCAGUGCAGUGACCACUGCCCGGCCAGCCCCCGGCGGGGACCCCCGCCCAGCCCAGCCAAUGGCCCUGCUGGAGGGGCCGGGCAGCGCCGGGACAGGGGAUAAAAACCCAGCAGGGUCUGGGCUCAGCUCCAGGCUCUGUGUCCAGCCCAGCAAAGCCAGCACCAUGGUGCACUGGUCAGCCGAGGAGAAGCAGCUCAUCACCAGCGUCUGGGCCAAGCUCAGCGUGGAGGAGUGCGGUGCCGAGGCUCUGGCCAGGCUGCUGAUCGUCUACCCCUGGACCCAGAGGUUCUUCUCUAACUUCGGGAACCUGUCCAGCCCCACGGCCAUCCUUGGUAACCCCAAAGUCCGUGCCCACGGCAAGAAGGUGCUCACCUCCUUCGGGGAGGCCAUCAAGAACCUGGACAACCUCAAGGGCACCUUCUCCAAGCUGUCUGAGCUGCACUGCGACAAGCUGCACGUGGACCCCGAGAACUUCAGGCUCCUGGGGGACAUCCUGGUCAUCGUCCUGGCCACACACCUCGCCAAGGACUUCACCCCCGCCUGCCAGGCCACGUGGCAGAAGCUGGUCGGGGUGGUGGCCCAUGCCCUGGCCCACAAGUACCACUAAAGCCUCGGGAGGCAUCUGUGUCUGUGACAGGCAAUAAAAAAUACAUUUUCUGCAA